GCCACCCACACAAGAGGCGCCAUGUAUACAGCCACCACAGAUCUGGAAAAGAUAUUGGUGAACAGUAAAACACUUGGAAUCCCAGCUAUAUUUAUCGACAAAACACUCUACCACCUCUCCUUAGGUAGGUAAAUCACCACUUCCAAAUUUGUUGAAUUUUCCUAUCGUUGUAGACACAGACCAGACAGAAAAGACAACCCCCACCUGAACCUGACAGCAACUGUACUUUUCGUAGAUAUCAUCAAAAGAAUCAGAACAGAAACAAAAAGCUGUUGUGAUCAGUCAUGGGGGCAGUGAAGGCAGCUAUUGGGGAUGCAGUGUUCACUUUCAUGUGGGUGUUUGUGUCUUCCAUGUUUGGUUUGUUUACAAACGUGAUAGUUACUGCUCUUGGCCUUCAAACCCUUGUCUGGGCUCCUGUGCUUGCUAAUGCUUCUCUUAUCUUCGCCUUUGUUUUCUUGUUUAACUUUCUUGGUGAAUUCUUAGGUGGUGCCACUUUUAAUCCAACUGGUACUGCUUCUUUUUAUGCUGCCGGGGUUGGUGGAGAUAGUCUCUUCUCCAUGGCCCUCAGAUUUCCUGCUCAGGCAGCAGGGUCUGUGGGAGGUUCACUGGCUAUCUUGGAGGUGAUGCCAUUGCAGUACAAGCACAUGCUUGGGGGGCCUACUUUGCAGGUGGACUUGCAAACUGGAGGCCUUGCUGAGGGGGUUUUGACUUUUUUAAUGACUUUUGCGGUUCUAGUAAUUAUCCUUAAGGGCCCUCGUAGCUCACUGGUGCAGGCAUGGUUUCUUGCCACUGUGACUGUAACAUUGGUCAGCGCAGGUUCUACUUAUACCGGUCCUUCCAUGAAUCCUGCAUUUGCCUUUGGGUGGGCAUAUGUAAACAAAUGGCACAACACAUGGGAGCAGUUGUAUGUUUAUUGGAUCUGCCCCUUCAUAGGAGCGAUAUUGGCUGCCUGGGUGUUCCGCGUCGUCUUCCCUCCGCCAGCACCAAAACAGAAGAAAACCUAAAAUGACAUAGCUCAUGAGCUCAGCUCAUUCUUGUUUUGAAUUGCUUGAUAAGUCGAGAGGUGUCGAUUACUGUAAAAACUCUUACCAUUUCAUUUGAUCAGUCAUGAUAAGCCAUUUUUGGCCAUUUCUUCUUGCCA
This is a messenger RNA of Populus trichocarpa (black cottonwood), 1141 nucleotides long. Its product is annotated as aquaporin SIP1-2. Gene Ontology annotation, cellular component: membrane. Lineage: Eukaryota; Viridiplantae; Streptophyta; Magnoliopsida; Malpighiales; Salicaceae. The record is from RefSeq and is a predicted model, not a curated record. Bases 285 to 1004 code for a protein of 239 amino acids. Gene Ontology annotation, biological process: transmembrane transport. Gene Ontology annotation, molecular function: water channel activity. The transcript has 3 exons.